AUUGCUAUUUGCCGCGUGGCAUCUCCGAAAACACACGAAAAUUCCCGACCUUGUAGAACUGACGCAUCAAAGCGCCAGUUGCAUGUCGGACGUCGUUCCGUUCGUGUCGUGGGUAUUGUUCUUUUCUUUGAGCGUAAGCCGGUAUGGAGAAUCAGCAGGUGUGGGUGCGAGACCCUCAAGAGGGUUUCAUAAUCGGCAAGUUCAUGGACAUGGUAGACGGAGAUGCGUUGAUCAUACCAUUGGAUCCGAAAUAUCCGCAACGCACUUGUCCGCUGGACGAAGUUUAUCCUGCUGGAGAAUACACCAAAGACGUUGAAGAUAAUUGCGCUCUGAUGUACCUGAAUGAGGCCACGCUGCUCAACAACGUACGAACUCGUUACUUCAAGGAUAGAAUAUACACUUACGUGGCCAAUAUCUUAAUCGCUGUAAAUCCAUACUGGGAGGUCAAGGAUCUUUAUUCUGCUGAAACGAUCAAGGCUUAUAAGGGAAAGUCUUUGGGAGAAACGCCACCUCAUGUUUUCGCUAUUGCGGACAAAGCGUUUCGAGAUAUGAAAGUACUGAAGCAAUCACAAAGUAUCAUCGUUUCUGGCGAAUCAGGAGCAGGGAAAACCGAAUCUACCAAGUAUCUGCUACGAUAUCUCUGUGACUUAUGGGGAUCAACGGCUGGGCCGAUCGAACAGAAGAUUUUAGAUGCUAAUCCAGUGCUGGAAGCCUUUGGAAACGCAAAGACCAAACGAAACAAUAAUAGUUCUCGUUUUGGUAAAUUCAUGGAGGUUCAUUUCGAUUCGAAAUGUCAAGUGGUCGGCGGUUACAUUUCCCAUUAUCUGUUGGAAAAGUCGAGAGUGUGUCUUCAAAGUCCUGACGAGAGAAACUAUCAUGUCUUUUACAUGAUGUGUGCCGGAGCCCCUCCAGAACUUCGCGCGAAACUUGGGAUUACGAGGCCAGACGAUUUUCAGUAUCUAAAGAAUGGUUGUACGCAGUACUUUUGCAACGAGGAGUCGGAAAAAAAAUUGAACGAUGCUCAAAAGAGUCGCGAACAGAGCAUGAAAGGUACCUUGCACGAUCCGAUUUUGGAUGACGUUGAAGGAUUCAAUGCCAUCGAUCAAGAAAAAGCAACGGCUUUAACACGUCUUGGUUUAACCGAAGCGGAAAGAAUGGAAAUUUAUACAAUGGUAGCUGCGGUACUCCACCUUGGGAAUAUCACAUUCGAGGACAAUCCCGAAGAUACGAAGGGCGGCUCUAGGAUAUCCGCUAACUCUGAGAAAGCAGUAUUAAUGAGUGCGAAGUUAUUGGCUGUUGAUCCCGAGGAACUCAGGCAAGCUUUGGUUUCGAAAGUAAUGCAGACUAGUCGCGGCGGUAUCAAGGGAACGGUCAUUAUGGUACCACUGAAAGUCUACGAAGCCAAUAAUGCCAGGGACGCUCUGGCUAAAGCUAUUUACAGUAAAUUAUUCGAUCAUAUCGUAGCUCGUAUCAAUAAGAGUAUUCCUUUUAAAGCUUCGAGCUAUUAUAUUGGAGUUUUAGACAUUGCAGGGUUUGAGUACUUUAAGGUCAAUAGUUUUGAACAAUUUUGUAUAAAUUAUUGUAAUGAAAAGUUACAACAAUUUUUUAAUGAAAGGAUCUUGAAAUACGAGCAAGAUCUUUAUGCAAGAGAAUCGCUUAAUGUGCCGAAGAUAUCUUACGUGGAUAAUCAGGACUGCAUUGAUUUAAUCGAAUCGAAGAACAUGGGGAUUUUCAGUCUCUUAGAUGAAGAAUCAAAAUUACCAACUCACAGUUUUGCACAUUUUACCAGCGAAGUUCAUCGUGUUUGGAAUGGUCAUUUUAGAAUAACCCUACCACGAACUUCUCGUUUGAAAGCCCACAGAGAAUUGCGUGACGAUGAAGGAUUCGUAAUUCGUCAUUAUGCUGGUGGUGUUUGUUAUCAAACGAAUCAAUUCAUUGAGAAAAAUAACGAUGCUCUACAUGCUUCCUUGGAAGCAUUAAUUCAAGAAAGUAAUAACAAAUUUCUAAGAACACAGUUUACCAAUAAUUCUCGUCAGAAAGGGAAACUUACUUUCAUCAGUGUAGGCAGUAAAUUUAAAACACAACUUGGGGAACUAAUGGAUAAAUUAAAAAGCACUGGAACAAAUUUUAUUCGCUGCAUCAAACCGAAUAACGAGAUGGUGGCUCAUCAAUUCGACGGUAACAGUAUUUUGGGACAGCUUCGUUGUUCUGGAAUGACGUCUGUUUUAGAACUCAUGGAACAUGGCUAUCCUAGUAGAGUUCCAUUCCAGGAAUUGUAUAACAUGUACAAAUCGUAUCUUCCGCCAGAAUUGGCCAAAUUGGAGCCUAGAUUUUUUUGCGAAGCGUUGCUUCAUAGCUUAAAAUUGAAUAAGAAAGAUUUUAAGUUUGGAAUUACCAGAGUUUUUUUCAAACCUGGGAAGUUUGCUGAAUUCGAUAAGAUCAUGAAAUCAGAUCCUGAGAACCUAAGGAAGUUGGUAGCUAACGUAAAGAAGUGGUUACUUAAGUCUCGGUGGAACAAGAUGCAGUUUUGUGCGUUAUCUGUGAUCAAAUUGAAAAAUAAGAUCAUCUAUCGAAGACAGCACUUAAUUAUUUUACAAAAAACAGCGAGGAUGUACAUAGCUAAGAAGCAACAUCGUCCUCGCAUAAAGGGAACAGCGAAGAUCGAGAAGUUGAAGACACAGUUAAGUGGCAUGGAAGAAACGUCCGAGCAAUUGAAAAACCGUGAAAAACCUAUGGGCGACAUUAAAAGACUGCAGAGGGAUUUGAAUGCGGCUAUUGAGAAAAUAAAGAUGAAUGAAAAAAUAAAACCAGUGGAAAUCGAUUCUUUGUAUACGAAUUUGGUGAACCAGGUGAACAAACAAAUGGCGUUGUUGCAAGAUAUGGUCGAGCAACAGAAGAUUGCUGAGGAACAAGCAAGACUGAGGAAGAUCCAACAGGAGUUAGAACUCGAAAAGCAGAGAAAAGAAGAGGAUGAACGGAAAAAGAGAGAGGAGGAAGAAAAUAGAAGAAAGAAACACGAUAUCGAGAUGAGAAGGAAGGCAGAAGAGGAGCAAAAGAAAAAGCAAGAAGAAGAAGAUAAGAAAUCUGAUGAGCUUCGCAAAGCACAGUUGGAAAAAGAAGCAAUGGAAAACAGCAAAUAUCGCGAGUUAUUGGAGCAAGAAAGAAGGGAUCAUGAAUUGGCGGUCAGAUUAGCUCAAGAAUCGAAUGGUCAAGUCGAAGAUUCUCCACCAUUUGUGCGAAGCGGUUCCGAUGUACGAGUACCAUCAAACAACAACAGAUUAGCAAGAUCGGAGCAAGUGCGCAAUAAUCAGGCAGCUAUGGCCAAUAAAAAAUACGAUUUAUCUAAGUGGAAGUAUUCGGAAUUACGAGACGCUAUAAACACAUCCUGCGAUAUCGAAUUGUUAGAGGCUUGUCGUCAUGAAUUCCAUCGAAGACUAAAAGUUUACCACGCGUGGAAAGCGAGAAAUCGCAGGCGAACAACCAUGGAUGAAAAUGAAAGGGCACCAAAAUCUAUUAUGGAAGCCGCUGCCAAAACCUCAGUGCCUCAAAUGAAACAGCCUAUAAUCGGAUCAUCGCAACGAUAUUUCAGAAUUCCCUUCGUACGACCAGCUGCAUCCGGUCAACAAGAUAACUCGCAUACAUCUUGUAAACGAGGAUGGUGGUACGCUCAUUUCGAUGGUCAGUACGUUGCCAGACAGAUGGAACUUCAUCCUGAUAAGGCACCGAUUCUGUUGGUGGCAGGUAUUGAUGACAUGCAAAUGUGCGAACUGAGCCUAGAUGAGACUGGAUUGACGAGGAAACGCGGAGCCGAGGUAUUGGAACACGAGUUCAAUCGUGAAUGGGAGAAACACGGAGGCAAACCAUACGUACCUCCGUGUGAUCGUAAGAAAUGAAACCAUUCCAUCAAACAGGCGAAAGUAGUUUUAAUAUAGAUCUUAUAAAUUUUUGUAUUAACCCACUUUGAAAGUGAACCCAUAGCACAGUGCCUUAGAAUUUGUGCCUUACUCGUUAUACAAAAAAGGCAAUUCUUUGGAAAGCACGAUAUAUUGAUUAAUAUUAUCAGUUAUAAAAUUUUUCAUUUGAGAAGUGUAGGGAGAUAAUUGCAUCUACAGUGAAUUUAAGGAUGAGUGGACGUAUAAUACAUAUACGUUUGAUGCCUGGUGCGAUGUGAUAUAUACACAAUAUUUCAAUUAGCUAUUUGAAUGAUCAUGUGGGAACAGGAUUCUUAAUACGAUAGAUUUAAUUGUUCAGUAUUCGAAGUCAGUAUAAAAAUGUGUUAACAAUUUUUGUAAUUAAAAGGAAAUUAUUCGUAGAAAAAAAUAGAUCUCAUUCAAGUUGAACUUAUACCUUUCUUUUUAAGAAGGAAAAAGUAUGUAUGUCGAUUUGCCUAAUGAAAUCAAUUUAUGGUAUUAAGGUUUAUUGAAAAUCGAUGAACUUUUAGUAUAUAAAAUUUCUUCAUAUUUUGUAAUGGAAAAGGCUCAUGGUUCCUUCGAGUAAUAUACAGCAUCGUUGAAAAGACUAUCUUCUAUUAUGUAUAAGUAAUUUUACUUAUUUACAAGAUAUAUUGUUGCACAUUUAACGCGAAUUGUACGUUCGUUUUUUUAGUAGAUAUAAAAAAAUUCAUGAAAUAUAUAAUAUGCGAUCAAUUAUUCUUACAAAUAAAUAACAUUUAUGCCAUUUUUCGUUUUGUGUUAGGGUAACAUCGUGUAUAGUUUCUAAUAAAAAUAUUUGUACUCGUAGCAAUAUAUUAGUAAUGCUAAAAUAAAAGCUUAGCUAGGAGGUACCCAGACACAAUUAUUUUUCUCGAAUUCUCUGGCAACUGCUAAACAAAGAUGAUCUUGAUAAGAUGCAGACAUCACCUGGAACACAAUUAUGGAAUGUAUCAUAAAGAAAUGAACAUGGAAAAAACAUGUUAGAAAGUCUGAA
Bombus terrestris (buff-tailed bumblebee) is the source of this 4926-nucleotide messenger RNA. It is a transcript of the gene jar, whose product is annotated as myosin heavy chain 95F. The transcript has 19 exons. Gene Ontology annotation, molecular function: actin filament binding; microfilament motor activity; ATP binding. Gene Ontology annotation, biological process: actin filament organization; endocytosis; vesicle transport along actin filament. The coding region runs from base 144 to 3893 and encodes 1249 amino acids. Gene Ontology annotation, cellular component: actin cytoskeleton; cytoplasm; myosin complex. Lineage: Eukaryota; Metazoa; Arthropoda; Insecta; Hymenoptera; Apidae. The record is from RefSeq and is a predicted model, not a curated record.